Molecule: messenger RNA, 761 nt
Organism: Volvox carteri f. nagariensis
Lineage: Eukaryota; Viridiplantae; Chlorophyta; Chlorophyceae; Chlamydomonadales; Volvocaceae
Exons: 1
Coding region: 1-471 (156 amino acids)
Source: RefSeq, a predicted model, not a curated record
AUGCCAGCAGCAGCAGCGGCGGCGACGGCAGGGGUGACUGCAGCAGCCGGAGGGGGGCCGGCAGUGCGAGUCGUGCAGCAGGGCUUUCGGCUCACGCUCACGGCACCGUGGCUGGUGCAGCUGCUGAAAUUGUACGUGGGCCGGAUUGUACUCAUGGAUGCGACGUACGGCCUCACGAGCUACAACUACCCGGUCAUUUCUUUGCUCGUGGUGGACCAGCACGACAAUGGCAUCCCCAUCGUGUUCGGGGUGAUUCCAAGUGCAGAGGGUAAGGAAGAUGUCCAGGGCUUCAUCCAGGACGUUGAGGACCUCGCGGGCCGGUCAUCGGCAGGGCCCCGGGCGGCUGGCGUGCCCCCGCUGGUGCCGCGCGCGCGUACUCAGCCGGCGGAGACGGGCAUCGGCGCGGGGACGGCUGGCAUGGCGGCAGUUCAGCUGGAAGAAGAGGAGGAUUACUGUGUUAUUGUGGAGUAGUCAUAUAGCGGUGUGUAUGUUUGGUAGCUGUGUUGGGACUUUAGCCCCUUUGUGUUUUAGAAACUGAGCCGCGACCGAGGGUGUUGACCGGCGAGCCGUUAUCCCCGUUGUUGUUUGUUUUAUCAACGUGUGUUUUGCUUUGCUUUUUUGUGGCGAUGGCAAACUUUACUGGCAUUGCAGCGCGCGACGCGUGGUUUUCGCGAUGCAAGCAGAUGGCUCGGGUCCAGGACAAACUCCAUGGCUUUGUUUAUUUACGCUUAUAGCUAUGUUUUAUGUAACCCGUUAAGUCU